UUAAAUUUUUGUUUGAGUGGUUAGACUAAAUAUUUAAUAAUUACACUUUGGUGGACUAUUAGAAGUUGUUCAAACACUUCUGUGAGUUCUCUAUGGCAGGUAACAACACAGUAAUUUGUGCUUUUUUGGAACGACCAUUGACUGACCGGAUCAUUACUGUGCAAAUCCUGGUGAUAAUCUUUCUUUGUGUCAACAUGUUGCUCAUUGUGACCUUUUUUAAAAAGGAAUGUUUUUACACAUCUGCUCGCUACAUUUUAUUUUUUGUCACAUUACUGUCAGACAGCUUUUUGUUACUCAUGACUGACAUCCUACUUAUCUUAACCACUUUCAGAUGUUCAAUGCAAGUUUGGUUAUGUAUAAUUGUCUGUUUUUUUGUGCUUGUGUAUUCUAUUGUCACACCAGUAACUCUAACAACAAUGACUCUGGAGCGCUAUGUAGCCAUUUGUAUGCCACUUCGUCAUGGACAGACGUGCUCCACACGCAACACUAAGUACUGUAUCCUGAUAAUUCAUGGCCUCAGUUCUGGGCCAUGCAUUGUUGUUAUUUCCACAUUUUUUUCUACUGCUUCAAUUAGCUUCUACAAACAAUAUGCAAUAUGCUCUGUGGAGAUGUUUAUGCUUUAUAGAUGGCAAGAUCAUGUUCGAUCAGCUGUAAAUCAGUUUUAUUUCUUCAUCAUGGGCAUCACUAUUAUUUUCUCCUAUGCUGAAAUAAUGAAAGUGGCCAAAGCUGCAUCAGGAGAGAAUAAGAAGUCAACACAAAAAGGACUGAGAACAGUGAUCCUUCAUGGUUUUCAGCUGCUCCUCUGUCUCUUUCAGCUGUGGAGUCCAUUCAUAGAAACUGCAGUCUUUCAGAUUGAUUCUAAUUUAUUUCGAAAUUUCAGAUACUUUAACUAUGUAUUAUUUAAUAUUGUUCCAAGGUGUCUAAGUCCUCUCAUUUAUGGCCUCAGGGAUGAAAAAUUCUUUCUUGUACUCAAAAAUCUUUUGCCUGCCUCUUCCAAUUCAGAAUAAACUUAAUUUUUCACAG
Molecule: messenger RNA, 1023 nt
Organism: Oreochromis niloticus (Nile tilapia)
Lineage: Eukaryota; Metazoa; Chordata; Actinopteri; Cichliformes; Cichlidae
Product: odorant receptor 131-2-like
Exons: 1
Coding region: 93-1007 (304 amino acids)
Biological process (GO): G protein-coupled receptor signaling pathway; detection of chemical stimulus involved in sensory perception of smell
Cellular component (GO): membrane
Molecular function (GO): odorant binding; G protein-coupled receptor activity; olfactory receptor activity
Source: RefSeq, a predicted model, not a curated record